UCAGUCAAUAAACCCUAAAAGUUCAUACUAUCCAGAAAUAGACCAGUUGACCAAUGAAUGGAAAUACUCAACUACACCCAGAAAACUUCCACCAAUUCCGCAGCUCUAUAAUAAGCAAGUUUCAGAUGGGUCUUAUGAGCAAGGUGACAACAGUAGCAUUGUGACAUCAAACAACCUAAGUGAUACAUUGCCAUCUCAAAGAGAUCACAACUGUGGUUGGAAUGAAGGAGAUAUUAAGCAUCAACCAGCAGAAUAUAGUAAUUAUACACCAAACAUACCUCCAAUGCCAAAGAGUGGACAUGAACAAGACACUUAUCUUGAACCAAUAUAUAAGAAAUAAUAAAUACGGGACUAACAUGACUCCAAUUCUUAGUACUGGGGAUAAAUUAAAUUCCUCUUGCAUUUUGACUCCAGAAAUGGAAUAUAAUUAAGACACUCUUCUAAAAUAAAAUUAAUCUAAUCAGCAAAUACAUAACAAGAACUAAUUAAUCCAAGUUUAUAUAUAAAAAAUAUGUAAAUAUGUAAAUUAGAAAUGUUGACACAUAAGUGAUCAAUUUUGAUCAUGUACUUGGUCAAAAUUUUCAAAGAUAACUUUAUAACAUAUUAAAUCCUCAUUAGUUGUUUAUUAAUAGCAGAUAUUUUAGCAAUAUACUCUGCAAUUAAAAAAUAUAGGAACAAAACUACUUGAAAACAUACACUUCGACAAUUUAUCAUUUCUGGCACUAACUCUACUAUUUUGAACAUUCAGAUCAAUAUUUUAAAAUUAUUAAAAUGAUAGUUUUCAGUAAUGUUAUUUUUCUUGUAAUCUAGACAGGUAUUUCAUAGACGACUAAUCCACUGUAAUAUGUAUAAUGAAAUUGCUACUGAACUUAGAAAUUAAUAUUUUACAUACUGCAGUACACAGUGCAUAAAUAUGUACAUCAGUGUUUUAAGCAUCUGCAUACAAGAGAUAAUCCACUAGUUGUGUGUGUGUGUGUGUGUGUGCAUACAAACACACGCACACACACUCACAGAAAAAAUAAGAGAUGAACAAACAGUUCUUUAUAGCAUUAAAAAAUUUAUAAAUAGUUUACAGAAAUAUGCAUAUAAAAUAUAAUUAAGUGAAACACAAGAAGUUAGUUAAUAGUACUCCUCUAUAAAUAAGUAGCUUUCCAGUGAUUUCAUAAGCAAAAGUACAACUGAGAAGAAAGAAAACUCAAUGUUGUCCUUUACACCCAUAUCAAGGAUUCAGUAACAAACAGAUGUAAUAGCAGUCAUUAUGCAUACAUAGAUAUGUACUAAACAGACGUUAACAAAUAACUACGAAAUAUAUCAAUUUAAUUGAUAUAAUUGAUAUAAUUGAUUGUAAUUGUGUUGCUAUCCAUUCCUUCUAACAGUGGAAUAUGUAGCAACACAAUUAGGAUGUUGGAUUUUAGGAAUUCAAUCUACUGAACUCUAAGCUGAUCCAUAUCUAUUGUAUGCCUUUUGCCAUACAUAUACUUACCCAUUAUACGUAAGUGUGUGUGUGUGUGUGUGUGUGUGUGCGUGCGUAUACAUGCACACACAUUAAUGUAGUUUGAAAUAAACUGAAAAUACUUUAGCAAAAGUCAUUAUUAAAUAUUUUAAUCAUUGUGUAAAAUAAUUUAAGUGAAUUCAGUAUGCUCAGAUGAAAAAAUGUCUUUAGAAUAUAGUUGGCUCUCAGUAUGACUCACAAAUCUACACCAUCAACAUACUGCCCUUGUCAAACUACUACAGCAGCAGUUACACUGAAGCACCAUGCAAUAAUGUCUUCUGUAAGAAGCACAAAGGAUUAAACAAUGUAGAUUUAGAGAUAUAUUCAUGAAUAAUAAUGAACUACAAUAAUGAGAUGACAAGCAACACUUUGCAGUUUUACCUUAUCUAUGGACUAAUGUAUUCUGUCAUGUCCAUAGACUACAUUUACCAUGUCAAUGAAGAAGACAGUCCACACACAUACAUUGGAGAUAUUGCAGCUGACUCUAACCUAUCAAAUCCUCUUACACAUCAACAGCUCACUCUCAUUACAUUUACACAACUACAAAGGACAGUUGAGAGUGGUUCUCAUUUAUUUAAUGUCACCAACUUAGGAAAACUAUACACUACUCAAACACUGGAUGCUGAAAAACUUUGUAUUUACAAGAAAGAAUGCUCUAGAACUGUUAAAGUAGCAGUAAGGAAAGAAGAAACAUUUCUAAAGAUAUUAAACAUUAAAAUAAUUAUAGAAGAUAUUAAUGAUCAUCAACCAGAGUUCCCAUCAAACAAGCUAAAAAUCAAAUUUUAUGAAACAGAUGGGAAAGGAUCAACAAAAUCAAUACCAAAUGCUGUUGAUAAAGAUAUUAGUCUUCCAAAUUCUGAUAUUAUAUAUAAACUCAAAGAUAACACCAAAAAAUUCUCACUUUCCAUAUUUAAAGAAUCUGAUGGAAUAAAUGUACUAGAAAUAACACUUGAAGAAAAAUUAGAUAGAGAAUUACAAGACGCAUAUAUGUUACAGUUAAUUGCUAGAGAUGCAGGUUCUCCACCAAAAGAAAGUAUUCUGGACAUUGAAAUAUCAAUUAUUGAUGUCAAUGAUAACAGACCUACAUUUACACAAAAAUUAUAUAAUACCACCAUCAGUGAUACACAUCAUAUGUCUUCUCCUGUCUUUGUUUUAUCAGCAACAGAUUUAGAUUCUGGUCAAAAUGGAAAUAUUAAUUACUUUUUACAUAGAAAUACAAAAGAAUAUGUUAAAAAACAUUUUAAAUUAAAUCAUAAAACAGGAGAAAUUUUCGCCAAUGAUAAUUUCUUCAGAAAUAAAGGAAGUAAAUAUCAAUUAUAUGUUGAAGCUAGGGAUGGUGGAAAUCCUUCAUUAAGCUCCAUGACAAUGUUGAUUAUUAAUGUUAUUAGCAAUCAAAAUAAUGUUCCAUCAAUAAAUAUAGAUUUUGUAUCACCUUUAACAGAGACUUCUACUGCUAUUUCAGAAGCAAGUAAAAUUGGAAGUUUUAUAGCUUAUGUUAUGGUAAUUGAUACUGAUAGUGGACCCAAUGGACAAAUUAAAUGUAAUAUUCAUCAUAAAAUGUUCCAGCUUUCUAAUAUGGGUUCUAAAGAAUAUAAAAUAUUGGUGAAAGAACCUCUUGACAGAGAAACUAUAGAUCAUUAUGUUGUUUCUAUUGUAUGUCAUGACAUGGGAUCACCUCCAUUAAAAACUAAGAAACAGUUUGCUGUCAAAGUAACUGAUGUCAAUGAUGUAGAACCACAUUUUACCAAAGAGACAUUCCAAUUCCUCACCUAUGAAAACCAGAAAGUUGACUUCCCUAUUGGCUUCAUCAAUGCUACAGACCCAGAUCUUGGAGAUGGAGGCCAACUUACAUAUUCUCUCAUCAAUGAUAACAACAAUCAUAACAUUCCUUUCCAACUGACAAAAUAUGGAUUUAUUUCUACAUCACAACCAAUAGAUCGAGAAAUGAAAGACAUCUAUAAUUUACAUGUUUUAGUCAAAGAUAAUGGGAUGCCUUCUUUGAAUAACACUGCCAACAUUCUUAUAGAAAUUUUAGAUAAAAAUGAUAAUGCUCCAUAUUUUAUGAACUCACACACUGGUGUGUUAUCUUUCUCUCGCACAGUUUACCAAAAUGAUGCAGGAACAUAUGAACUGGAGUUUAUAGUGAAAGAUGGUGGUACUCCAGUUCAAACAGCAACAACUUCUAUCAUACUAACACUGUUUGUUAGUAAUGAUACAUCUCCAAUGUUGACUGCUAUCCACUCACAGUCUGAUAACAACCUGGAUAUGACUUGGAUAAUUAUCAUUGUAGCAGCAGCUGUAAUACUAUCUGUGGCUAUUGUAGUGUCAAUAACACUGUGUGUUUUCAGAUGUAUUAAUCACAUUAAUAAUUCACAAACAACAAAAAAUAAUCCAAAAUUUCUGUCAAGAACUGAAAUGAGACAAAUAUUGUAUCAGACUAACAAUCCUGUUGCAAUAACAAGAAAUGCAGAUGACAUAUUUAACAGAAAUCUUCAGUCAAUAAAUCAGAAAAGUCCUUACUACCCUGAAAUGGAAGAAACAGUUGGUGAAUGGAAAUUCUCAACAACACCCAGGAGAUUACCACCCACACCACAGAUCUAUAAUAAGCAGGUUUCAGAUGGAUCUGGUGAGCAAAAUGACACCAGCAGCAUUGUGACAUCAAACAACCUAAGUGAUACAUUACCAUCUCAAAGAGAUCACAGCCGUGGAUGGAGUGAAGGGGAUAUUACACAUCAGAUAUCAGAAUAUGGUAACUACACACCAAACAUACCACCAAUACCAAAGGGUGAACAUGAACAAGACACAUAUCUUGAACCAUUUUACAUCAUCUGUGGAUUGAUGUACUCUGUUGUAAUGGUAGAUAUUACAUACCAUGUCAAUGAAGAAGACAGUCCUCACACCUAUAUAGGAGAUAUUGCAAUUGAUUCCAACUUAACAACACACUCAUUCACACAUCAGCAACACACUCUCAUUACUUUUACACAAUUACAACGAUCAGUUGCAAGUGGAUCUAACUUAUUUAAUAUCACCAACUUGGGAAAACUUUACACUACGCAGACAUUAGACGCUGAAUCACUUUGUACAUAUAAGAAGGAAUGUUUCAAAGUAGUUAAAGUAGCAGUAAGGAAAGCAGAAACAUUUAUAAAGAUAUUGAAGAUAAAAAUAAUUAUAGAAGAUAUUAAUGAUCAUCAACCAGAGUUUCCAUCAAACCAAUUAAAAGUCAAAUUUUAUGAAACAGAAGGGAAAGGAUCAACAAAGUCAAUACCAAAUGCUGUUGAUAAAGACAUUGGUCUUCUUAAUUCUAACAUCACAUAUAAACUGAUAGAUAAAAGUAAAAAAUUUUCGCUACUUACAUUUAAAGGAUUUGAUGGGGUAACUAUACUAGAAAUAACACUUGGAGAAAAAUUAGACAGAGAAUUUAAAAACAUUUAUACAUUACAGUUGGUGGCUAAGGAUGGAGGUUUUCCACCAAAAGAAGGAAUUCUGAACAUAGAAAUACAUGUUAUAGAUGUCAAUGAUAAUCAACCACUUUUUAAACAAAAAUCUGGAGAAAUCUUCAUCAAUGAUAAUUUCUUUAGAAAUACAGAAAGUAAAUAUCAGUUAUACAUUGAAGCUAGGGAUGGUGGAAAUCCUUCAUUAAGCUCCAUGGCAAUGUUGAUUAUUAAUGUUAUUAGCAAUCAAAAUAAUGUUCCAUCUAUAAAUAUAGAUUUUGUAUCUCCUCUAACAAAGUCUUCUACUGCUAUUUCAGAAGCAAGUAAAAUUGGGAGUUUUAUUGCUUAUGUUAUGGUAAUUGAUACUGAUAGUGGACCCAAUGGACAAAUUAAAUGUAAUAUUCACCAUAAAAUGUUCCAGCUUUCUAAUAUGGGUUCUAAAGAAUAUAAAAUAUUGGUUAAAGAACCUCUUGACAGAGAAACUAUAGAUCAUUAUGUUGUUUCUAUUGUAUGUCAUGACAUGGGAUCACCUCCAUUAAAGACUAAGAAACAGUUCUCUGUCAAAGUAACUGAUGUCAAUGAUGUAGAACCACAUUUUACCAAAGAGACAUUCCAAUUCCUCACCUAUGAAAACCAGAAAUCUGAUAACAACCUGAAUAUGACUUGGAUAAUUAUCAUUGUAGCAGCAGCUGUAAUACUAUCUGUAGCUAUUGUAGUGUCCAUAACACUGUGUGUUUUCAGAUGUAUUAAUCAUUUCAAUAAUUCAUCUGCAGAAAAAAAUAAUCCAAAAUUUCUGUCAAGGACUGAAAUGAGACAAAUAUUGUAUCAGACUAACAAUCCUGUUGCAAUAACUCGGAAUGCAGAGGAGAUAUUUAGCAGAAAUCUUCAGUCAAUAAACCCCAAAAGUCCAUAUUAUCCAGAGAUGGAACAAUCAGCCAAUGAAUGGAAAUUCUCAACAACACCUAGGAGACUUCCACCAGUUCCACAGAUGUACAAUAAGCAAGUUUUGGAUGAUUCAUGUGAACAAAGUGACAGCAGCAAUAUUGUGACAUCAAACAACCUUAGUGACACAUUGCCAUCUCAAAAAGAUUGCAACCGUGGAUGGAGUGAAGGAGAUAUUACAUAUCAGACAUCAGAAACGUUCAUAAAAAUAUUAAAGAUAAAAAUAUUAAUAGAAGAUAUCAAUGACCAUUCACCAGAAUUUCAAGAUGAUCAAAUAAAAAUACAAUUUGAUGAAACAGAUGGGAAAGGAUCAACAAAAUCAAUACCAAAUGCUGUGGAUAAAGACAUUGGCCUUCUUAAUUCUAAGAUUACAUAUAAACUCAAAGAUAAAAGUAAGAAAUUCUCACUAUCCAUAUUUAAAGGGUUUGAUGGAAUAAAUUUACUUAAAAUAACCCUAGAAGGAAUGUUAGAUAGGGAAUUAAAAGACACUUAUAUGUUACUGUUGAUAGCUAAAGACAGUGGCACUCCACAAAAAGAAGGUUCUUUGAAGAUAGAAGUCUCAGUUACAGAUGCCAAUGAUAACCAACCAAUGUUUACUCAGAAAUCAUAUAAUAUUUCCAUCAGUGAUACACAUCACAAAUCUUCUCCUGUUUUUGUUUUAUCAGCUACAGAUUUAGAUUCUGGUCAAAAUGGGAAUGUUACUUACUAUUUACAUAGAAAUACAAAUAAAUAUGCCAGAAAACAUUUCAAAUUGAAGAGCAAAUCUGGAGAAAUUUUCCUUAAUAAUAAUUUCUUAAGUAAUAAAGAAAGUAAAUACCAACUAUACAUUGAAGCCCGUGAUGGUGGAAAACCAUCUUUAAGUUCUACAACAAUAUUAAUUAUUAAUAUAAUUAACAAUCAAAAUAAUGUUCCAACAAUAAAUAUAGAUUUUGUAUCUCCUCUAACAAAGUCUUCUACUGCUAUUUCAGAAGCAAGUAAAAUUGGUAGUUUUAUAGCUUAUGUUAUGGUCACUGACACUGACAGUGGACCUAAUGGACAAACUAAAUGUAAUAUUCAUCAUAAAAUGUUCCAACUUUCUAAUAUGGGUUCUAAAGAAUAUAAAAUACUGGUCAAAGAACCUCUUGACAGAGAAGCUAUAGAUAAUUAUGUUGUUUCUAUUGUAUGUCAUGACAUGGGAUCACCUCCAUUAAAGACUAAGAAACAGUUCUCUGUCAAAAUAACUGAUGUCAAUGAUGUAGAACCACAUUUUACCAAAGAGACAUUCCAAUUCCUCACCUAUGAAAACCAGACAGCAGCUGUAAUACUAUCUGUGGCUAUUGUAGUGUCAAUAACACUAUGUGUAUUCAAAUGUAUUAAUCACAUUAAUAAUUCACAAACAACAAAAAGUAAUCCAAAAUUUCUGUCAAGGACUGAAAUGAGACAAAUAUUGUAUCAGACUAAUAAUCCUGUAGCAAUAACUCAGAAUGCAGAAGAGAUAUUUAACAGAAAUCUUCAGUCCAUAAACCCCAAAAGCCCAUAUUAUCCAGAGAUGGAACAAUCAGCCAAUGAAUGGAAAUUCUCAACAACACCCAGAAGAUUACCAUCAAUUCCUCAGAAUUAUAAUAAAGAUAUGGUAGAGGACCAAGCUGAACAAAAAUGUUAUAAUGAUAGUAUUAUCACAGCAAACAACUUGAAUGACACUCUCCCCUCACAUAAGGAACAGAACCAUGGGUGGAGUGAUGGCGACAUUACACAUCAAGUAUCUGGUAUAUCAGAAUACAGCAACUAUCACCCAAAUAUACCUCCAACACCAAAAUUAAUGAAGAUUGCAGCAAUGACAAGGAAUAUCCUUCUCUUAUGUCUUGUAUACAUCUUAUCAUCUGUUGAAACUAUAGACAUAAUUUACCAUGUCAAUGAAGAGGAGAGUCCUCACACCUAUAUAGGAGAUAUUGCUGCACACUCUAACUUAUCACAUUCUCUCAAAGGUCAACAACAAACUCUCAUUACAUUUACACAACUACAGAGGAAAGUGUCAAGUGGCUCUCAUUUAUUCAAUGUUACAAGAACUGGAAAACUCUACACUACUCAAACGCUAGAUGCCGAAUCAAUGUGUGCAUACAACAAGGAAUGUUCCAGAACAGUUAAAGUAGCAGUUAGAAAAGAAGAAAUAUUUGUAAAGGUAAUAAAAAUAAAAAUAAUUAUAGAGGACAUCAAUGAUCAUCAACCAGAAUUCCCAGAGGAUCAAAUAAAAUUAGAGUUUCGUGAAACUGAGGCAAAAGGAUCAACACAAACAAUAUUAAAUGCUGUGGAUAAAGACAUUAGUUUUCUUAAUUCUAACAUUACAUACAGACUAAAAGAUAAAAGUAAGAAAUUCUCACUAUCCAUUUUCAAAGACUUUGAUGAUCUUCCUGUACUUAAAAUUACUCUGAAAGGAAUGUUAGACAGAGAAGUAAAGGACAAUUACAUAUUACAGCUGGUAGCCAAAGAUGGAGGUUCUCCACCAAAAGAAAGUAUUCUGAAUAUACAAAUAGUUGUCAUGGAUGUAAAUGAUCACAGGCCUAAAUUCUCACAAAAAUCAUUCAAUAUUUCCAUCAGUGAUACACAUCACAUAUCUUCUCCUGUUUUUAUCUUGUCAGCUACAGACUUAGAUUCAGGUAAAAAUGGAGAUAUUACAUAUAACUAUAGUCAAAGGACAAGUUCUUACACUAGAAAAAAUUUCAAACUUUUGUCAAAUGGAGAGAUCUUUCUAAAUGAGAAUUUUUACAAAGAUAAGCAACAAAAAUAUAAAUUAUAUCUUGAAGCAAAAGAUAAAGGAAAACCAUCUUUAAGAUCUACAGUCAUGUUAAUUAUUAAUAUCAUUAACAAUCAAAAUAAUGCUCCAACAAUAAAUAUAGAUUUUGUAUCUCCUUUAACAGAGAGCUCUACUUCUGUUUCAGAAGCAAGUAAAAUUGGGAGUUUUAUAGCUUAUGUUAUGGUCACUGACACAGACAGUGGACCUAAUGGUCAAAUUAAAUGUAAUAUUCACCAUAAAAUAUUCCAGCUUUCUAAUAUGAGUUCUAAAGAAUAUAAAAUAUUGGUCAAAGAACCUCUUGACAGAGAAGCUAUAGAUCAUUAUGCUGUUUCUAUUGUAUGUCAUGACAUUAAUGAUACAUCUCCAAUGUUGACUGCUGUCCACUCAAAGUCUGGUAACAACCUGAAUAUGACUUGGAUAAUUAUCAUUGUAGCAGCAGCUGUAAUACUAUCUGUGGCUAUUGUAGUGUCAAUAACACUAUGUGUUUUCAGAUGUAUCAAUCACAUUAAUUCACAAACAACAAAAAAUAAUCCAAAAUUUCUGUCAAGGACUGAAAUGAGGCAAAUAUUGUAUCAGACUAACAAUCCUGUAGCAAUAACUAGAAAUGCAGAAGACAUAUUUAACAGAAAUCUUCAGUCAAUAAACCCCAAAACUUCCUAUUACCCAGAGAUGGAACAGCCAGCCAAUGAAUGGAAAUUCUCAACAACACCCAGAAAACUGCCACCAGUUCCACAGCAUUACAAUAAGGACGUGGCAGAUAGUUUAGCUAAACAAAAAUGUUAUGAUGACAGCCUUAUGACAUCAAACAAUUUGAAUAACACACUACCUUCUCAAAAAGAACGAAACAGAGGAUGGAGUGAAGGAGAUAUUACACAUCAAACUUCUGGAACAUCAGACAUCAUUUACCAUGUCAAUGAAGAAGGCGCUCCUCAAACCUAUAUAGGAGACAUUGCUAUUGACUCAAACUUAUCACACCCUCUUACACAUCGUCAGGAUACUCUCAUUACAUUUACACAACUACGAAGGAAAGUGGCUAGUGGUUCUCAAUUAUUCAAUGUCACCAACUCUGGGAAACUAUACACUACACAAACAUUGGAUACUGAGUCUUUGUGUACAUACAACAAAGAAUGUUUUAAAAUUGUUAAAGUUGCAGUGAGGAAAGCAGAAACAUUUAUUACGGUUUUAAGGAUAAAAGUCAUCAUAGAAGACAUUAAUGAUCAUCAACCAGAGUUCCCAGAGGAUCUAAUUAAAAUAGAAUUUGGUGAAACUGAUGCAAAAGGAUCGACAAAAUCAAUACCAAAUGCUGUGGAUAAAGACAUUGGUCUUCUUAAUUCUAAGAUCACAUAUACACUCAAAGACAAAAGUAAGAAAUUCUCAUUAUCUAUAUCUAAUGAAUUUGAUGGAAUGAAUAUAUUGGAAAUUAUACUUGAAGAAAAAUUAGACAGAGAAUUAAAAGACACAUACAUGUUACAGUUGCUUGCAAAAGAUAGUGGCUCCCCACCAAAACAAGGUAUUCUGAACAUAGAAAUCUCUGUUACAGAUGUCAAUGAUAACAGACCUAUGUUUUCUCAACAAACAUACAAUAUUUCUAUCAGUGAUACACAUCAUAUCACCUCUCCUGUUUUUGUUUUAUCAGCAACAGAUUUAGAUUCUGGUCAAAAUGGUGACAUCACUUAUAACUUUCACCAAAAAACAAGGCCUUACAUUAAAACAAAUUUCAAACUGAAACCAAAUGGAGAGAUCCUUCUAAAUGAGAAUUUUUACAGAAAUAAGCAGCAAAUAUAUAAAUUAUAUAUUGAAGCAAAAGAUAAAGGAAGACCAUCUUUAAGUUCUACUGCCACACUAAUUAUCAAUGUAAUAAGCAAUCAAAAUAAUGCUCCAAUUAUAGAUAUAGAUUUUGUAUCCCCUUUAACAGAGAGUUCUACAGCUAUUUCAGAAGCAAGUAAAAUUGGGAGUUUUAUAGCUUAUGUUAUGGUCACUGACACUGAUAGUGGACCUAAUGGACAAAUUAAAUGCAAUAUUCAUCAUAAAAUGUUCCAGCUUUCUCAUAUGAGUUCUAAAGAAUAUAAAAUAUUGGUCAAAGAACCUCUUGACAGAGAAAUUAAAGACCACUAUGGCGUUUCUAUUGAAUGUCAUGACUUGGGAUCACCUCCAUUAAAGACUAAGAAACAGUUCUCUGUCAAAGUAACUGAUGUCAACGAUGUAGAACCACAUUUUACCAAAGAGACAUUCCAAUUCCUCACCUAUGAAAACCAGAAAGUUGACUUCCCUAUUGGCUUCAUCAAUGCUACAGACCCUGAUCUUGGAGAUGGAGGUCAACUUACAUAUUCUAUCAUCAAUGAUAACAACAAUCAUAACAUUCCUUUCCAACUGACAAAAUAUGGAUUUAUUUCUACAUCACAAUCAAUAGAUCGAGAAGUGAAGGACAUCUAUAAUUUACAGGUUUUAGUCAAAGACAAUGGAAUACCUUCUCUGAAUAAUACUGCCAAUAUUCUUAUAGAGAUUCUAGAUAAAAAUGAUAAUGCUCCAUAUUUUAUCUUUCCUAAAAAUGACCCUUACAAUCUAGAUGUCCACUACCAUCCACACAGUAAGAAGGACAUCACAAUUCUGAAAGCAUCUGACAAAGACACUGGAAACAAUGCUUUCCUCACAUAUGGAAUACUGAGAUCCAAUGAUAAAAACCUGUUUACAGUGAACUCACACACUGGUGUGUUAUCUUUCUCUCGCACAGUUUACCAAAAUGAUGCAGGAACAUAUGAGCUGCAGUUUAUAGUGAAAGACGGUGGUACUCCAGUUCAAUCAGCAACAACUGCUAUCAUACUAACACUGUUUGUUAGUAAUGAUACAUCUCCAAUGUUGACUGCUGUCCACUCAAAGUCUGGUAACAACCUUAAUAUGACUUGGAUAAUUAUCAUUGUAGCAGCAGCUGUAAUACUGUCUGUGGCUAUUGUAGUGUCAAUAACACUAUGUGUUUUCAGAUGUAUCAAUCACAUUAAUAAUUCAUCUACAACAACUGAUAAUCCAAAAUUUCUUUCAAGGACUGAAAUGAGGCAAAUAUUGUAUCAGACUAAUAAUCCUGUUGCAAUAACUAGAAAUGCAGAAGACAUAUUUAACAGAAAUCUUCAAUCAAUAAACCCAAAAUGCUCUUAUUACUCAGACAUGAAGCAGUCAGCUAAUGAAUGGAAAUUCUCAACUACCCCCAGAAAAUUACCACCAGUCCCAAUGCAUUGUAAUGAGGAUGAGACAAUGAGUUCAUCUGAACAAAAAUGUUAUAACAGCAGUAUUAUGACAUCAAAUAACCUGAAUGAUACAUUAUCUUCUCAUAAAGAACGGAAAUGUGGUUGGAGUGAUGGAGACAUUACACAUCAAACAUCUGGAGCAUCAGAAUAUGGCAACUACCGACCAAAUAUACUCCCGACCCCAAAGACUGUACAAGAGCAAGAAACGCCAUUGCAACAAAGUUCACCUACCACACUUCUCAAUCCAGCAUCACUGCCUCAAGAUCCUGGAUAUAAUCCAGUCCAGUGUCUGCGAUCAAGUUGUCAAAAAUAUAGCAAGUACCAGCCAAACAUACCUCUGACACCAAAGAAUGAACAAGAACAAGAAAUCUAUUCAGAAAUCAUAAUGACAAAAGAGAGUGGCUUAUUCAUCUGUCUACUACAUACUUUACUACACUGUGUUCUAAGUGUAGAUAUCACUUACCAUGUCAACGAAGAAGAUAGUCCUCACACUUACAUAGGAAACAUUGCUGCUGAUUCUAACUUUUCUCAAUCUCUCAAACAUCAUCAAGGAACUCCCAUUACAUUUACACAGUUGCAAAGAACAAUGUCAAUGGGAUCUCACUUAUUCAAUGUCACUAAUUCUGGGAAACUAUACACUACACACACACUUGAUGCUGAGUCUCUAUGCAUUUACAAAAAAGAAUGUUUUAAAAUUGUCAAAGUAGCUGUUAGGAAAGAAGAAGCAUUCAUAAAAAUAUUAAAGAUAAAGAUAAUAAUUGAUGAUAUUAACGAUAACCAACCAGAGUUUCCAGAAGAUCAAAUUAAAUUAGAAUUUGAUGAAACUGAAGCAAAAGGUUCAACAAAAUCAAUACCAAAUGCUGUGGAUAAAGACAUUGGUAUUUUCAAUUCUAACAUCACAUAUGAACUGAAAGAUAAAAGUAAUACAUUUAUAUUAUCAAUAUUCAAAGAGUUUGAUGGAAUGAAAAUACUUAAAAUAGCACUAGAAGGUAAGUUAGACAGAGAAUUAAAAGACACUUAUAUGUUACAGUUAGUUGCAAAGGAUAGUGGUUCUCCUCCCAAAGAAGAUACUCUGAACAUAGAGAUAUCUGUUAUUGAUGUCAAUGAUAAUAGACCUAUGUUUUCUCAGCAGAUGUACAACAUCACAAUUAGUGAUACACAUCAUACAUCUUCUCCUGUUUUUGUUUUAUCAGCUACAGACUUAGAUUCAGGUCAAAAUGGUAAUAUCACAUAUAACUUUUAUCAAAAAACAAGCUCUUAUCUCAAAACACAUUUCAAACUGAAACCAGAUGGAGAGAUAUUCCUAAAUGAGGAUUUUUACAGAAAUAAUCAACAAAAAUAUAAAUUAUAUAUUCAAGCCAAGGAUAGAGGAAAACCAUCUUUAAGUUCUUCAGCCACACUAAUUAUCAAUGUAAUAAGCAAUCAAAAUAAUCUUCCAAAUAUAAACAUAGAUUUUGUAUCACCUUUAACAGUGAAUUCUGCUGCUAUUUCAGAAGCAAGUAAAAUUGGGAGUUUUAUAGCUUAUGUUAUGGUCACUGACACUGAUAGUGGACCUAAUGGACAAAUUAAAUGCAAUAUUCACCAUAAAAUGUUCCAGCUUUCUAAUAUGGGGUCUAAAGAGUAUAAAAUAUUAGUCAAAGAACCUCUUGACAGAGAAACUAUAGAUCAUUAUGUUGUUUCUAUUGAAUGUCAUGAUAUGGGAUCACCUCCAUUGAAGACUAAGAAACAGUUUUCUGUCAAAGUAACUGAUGUCAAUGAUGUAGAACCACAUUUUACCAAAGAGACAUUCCAAUUCCUCACCUAUGAAAACCAGAAAGUUGACUUCCCUAUUGGCUUCAUCAAUGCUACAGACCCUGAUCUUGGAGAUGGAGGCCAACUUACAUAUUCUAUCAUCAAUGAGAACAAAAAUGAUAACAUUCCUUUCCAACUGACAAAAUAUGGAUUUAUUUCUACAUCACAAUCAAUAGAUCGAGAAGUAAAAGACAUCUAUAAUUUACAGGUUUUAGUCAAAGAUAAUGGGACACCAUCACUGAAUAACACUGCCAAUAUUCUUAUAGAGAUUCUAGAUAAAAAUGAUAAUGCUCCAUAUUUUAUAUUUCCUAAUAAUGAUCCUUACAAUCUAGAUGUCCACUACCAUCCACACAGUAAGAAGGACAUCUCAAUUCUGAAAGCAUCUGACAAAGAUUCUGGAAACAAUGCUUUCCUCACAUAUGGAAUACUGAGAUCCAAUGAUAAAAACCUGUUUACAGUGAACUCACACACUGGUGUGUUAUCUUUCUCUCGCACAGUUUACCAAAAUGAUGCAGGAACAUAUGAGCUGCAGUUUAUAGUGAAAGACGGUGGUACUCCAGUUCAAUCAGCAACAACUGCUAUCAUAUUAACACUGUUUGUUAGUAAUGAUACAUCUCCAAUGUUAACUGCUGUCCACUCAAAGUCUGGUAACAACCUGAAUAUGACUUGGAUAAUUAUUAUUGUAGCAGCAGCUGUAAUACUAUCUGUGGCCAUUGUAGUGUCAAUAACACUAUGUGUUUUCAGAUGUAUUAAUCAUAUUAAUAAUUCACAAACAACAAAAAAUAAUCCAAAAUUUCUUUCAAGGACUGAAAUGAGGCAAAUAUUGUAUCAGACUAACAAUCCUGUAGCAAUAACUAGAAAUGCAGAAGACAUAUUUAACAGAAAUCUUCAGUCAAUAAACCCCAAAACUUCCUAUUACCCAGAGAUGGAACAGCCAGCCAAUGAAUGGAAAUUCUCAACAACACCUAGGCGAUUGCCACCAGUUCCACAGCAUUACAAUAAGGAUGUGGAAGAGAGUUCAACUGAACAAAAAUGUUUUAAUGCCAGCAUUGUGACAUCAAACAAUCUAAAUGAUACACUACCCUCUCUUAAAGAACGGAACCGUGGGUGGAGUGAAAGUGACAUUACAUCUCAGAAAUCUGGAGCAUCAGAAUACAGUAACUAUCGACCAAACAUACCUCCUACACCAAAACAUGAUCAAGAACAAGAAACUUAUCUAGAGCCUGUAUAGCAUGCAAUCAAUACAUCAUUAGUACUUCUGAAAAAUAAUGCAAAAUAAUCUCCCCAAAAUUUUAUCAUUUUCUCAAACAAUAUUCAAUUCAGUAAGAUGAAUGGUUUAUAAAUAUUAUUUUCCUUAAUUAACAUAGAAUCUAAAUAGCACUUGAUAGCAUUCCUGUAAGUCUGUAACUUCAGUUGAAUUUUAUUCAUUAUAAUACAAAUUAAGGUGGUGAGCUGGUAGAACCAUUAGUGCACCAAGAAAAAUGCUUAGCAGCAUUUCGUCUCUCUUUACAUUCUAAGCUCAAAUUCCAUCAAGGUUGAUUUUGCCUUUCAUCCUUUCAGGAUGCACUGGGGUCAAUGUAAUUGACUUAACCCCUCCCCAAAUUUGCUGGCCUCAUGCCAAGAUUUGAAACCAAUAUAUAAUACAAAUUAUAGAUAAUGUUCAAUUUAUAUACACAUUAUUUGAGAAAAGAAUGUAAUUCUAAAAUAUUUUGCUUAAAAAGUAAUAGCAAAGGUAUAUUUUAUCCACAUACUAUCAAUUCCUUUCUCACCUUUCAUGAUCAGAACUAUUUAUCAAUAAGUGAUUAACAUGAAAAGAGAGGGAGUGGAUGUUGUAACUCUUUUUUUUUUUUUUUUUUUUUUUUUUUUUUUUUCUGAGAGAAUUAUUGGAAAGAUAGGUGAAGUGAAGUGAAGUGAAGUGAACUAGUUAAGUUUAGGAGCUGAUGCUAGUUCAAGGACUGUUUUUAAGAUUUUGUCUUCUACUUUAAGAAACUUAGGUAUUUUUUUUAAAUUACAUUUUGUAAUUUGAAAAUUGUAAUUGUAAAAAUGAAAAGUAAAAUACUUUAUUAAAUAAUGGUUAGAGUAAAAAAAUUGAAGUUAAAAUCUACUGAAGAAAAAUAGCACCAUUUUAUUUACUUCGUAAAAUUUUUAUAAGCUACUUUCAUAAAUUUAGCCAUACAUACAAAUUGACAGUACUCAAGAUACUGUUUCAGCUUCACACCAAUUAUUAUGUACCAAUCUACCUGGAGAAAAAAAAUGGCUGAACUUAGGUUCUUGGGGAGAGAAUGCAGCUCCUUAAUUCAUAUGAUAGAAAUGAUUAUAUCAUUUAGAACAAUAAAAUUCUCCAAGAUCUUAAGAUUUAAAGAAUAAACAAAAGUAGAUGAUUUCCUUCAUAACCUUGCAGGUGGCUGAUCAAAAUCAAGUCUAAAUUAAAAAGAGAAAAAGAACAUACAUACAACCACACACAUACAUAUCUAUGUACAUGUGUAUGUAUUCAUUGCUUUUUGCUACUCUAUCCUACUGCCUGAUUCACAAUUCCAGUUCAUCAAUAUAUUGCUAUUGCAAAAUCACUGCUACACAGGAAUACUAUACCAGGAUACAUGUCUAGUUACAUACUGUAACAACAAUGGAUUGGGCAAUGCAGAAUAUAAAAGCAAGCAACCAGAAGUACUUCUGAAGUAAGAAAAGAAACUAUACACAGAUAGCAGAUAAUAAUUUUCAACAAAUAAUCUUCCGACUCUGUUAGCAUUUAUGAUUUGUAGAUUAAAUUAAUAGCUAAUGAGUUUCACUUAAAUGUCAAAUUCCAAACCAAUCCUUAUAUGAAUUAUAUGCAAAUAUUAAAUUAUUUUCUUUUAAGAUUCUACCAUACUUAACAUUCUAACAAGAUAAUAUUUUAAUCUGAUGGUUACAAAAAUAUUUCCACUAUGAAAAUAAUAGAAACCUUAUACAGAGCAAAAUGUAAUUGAUGUUUCCAAUAGAUUUAUUUCCAGUUGAAAAGGAAAGAUGAAUCUGAGUUUCACAUAAAAAAUAAACAAAAAAUGUAUAUAAAGCACACCAAACACUCACACAUGCACUAAAAUAUAUUUCAAAAUUUUCAAAUUUCUGUUGUGAUAAUAGAUAUUUCAACUGAAUUAAUAUUUAUCCAUGAGAUAAUUUCAUUGCUAUGUGUAGCUCAUGAUAUGCCUUGCAUAUUAAAGUAAUAUUGCUAACAUUUGAGUUCAGUUUGAUUAGGCUUCAAAAUGCAUCUUAUAUAAACUGAUUGUCAUAGACUUAUUCAAAGUGUUUGUCACCAUAAAAUUGCUGUAAUACAUCUCAUGAAAUAUUACACUGAGACAUAAUAUCAGACACAGCCUUCAAUAACAAUAAAAAAAUAAAUAAUAUAGGUAAGCCUUUAAAUUUUUUCUUCACAAAUUUGCUGCAAUAACGCAGUUUCUUAAAGCAUUAAAAAUAGCCAAGAAGCUGCAAUAAUAUCAGGUAUUCAUUCUUCAAAAAUUUCUGUUAAGGAUAAUAUGAAGGUAGAAUCUACAAUCAGAGAAAACUAACAAGUAAUCCACAAGAGUAUAAAAAAUGCCACACAGUAUUUAUUCCAACUCACUGUACUUUGAGUUCAAGUAGCAUUAAAGCCGAUUUUGCUUUUCAUCUAAGUAGGGUUCAUAAAAAAAGUACCAAUUCAGGGUGGUGGUGGAUUGGUGUAACUAUCAAAAUGUCAGACCAGAUACCUUGUAAUAUUUGUUCUAGAUGGGCCUUGUGCUUAGAGUAGAAAAGAAUAUUUGUUCUAGAUUUUUGUAUUCUAUAUUCAAAUCCUGCUAUGGCUUACUUUGGUGGCAGACCUAAUCCAUUACCCAGCUUAACACCACUACCUCAUACUUUGGGGGCCUUUGGUGGGAUCCACUAUAUUGCAAGCAUUUGAGUCAGGCUUUGGUUUAAGAAUACCUCCUUCCCACCAAUCUCAGAAACCCUGAAAAGAGUCAUAAGCACUGCCUUCCAUCCUGACUAAGUUUUAAAAAAUUAAUAAAUGUAAUUGCCAUAUGGAAAAGAACAAAAGCAUUUUGAGAUCAGGCCCUUAAAAUUAUUUAAGCCUAUUUCUCAUUAUAUUAUUUACAUUAUUUACAAGACAGGUAUUUGUCCUCAUUUUGUUUGUUGUUAACACAUUUCGGCUGAUAUACCCUCCAGCCUUCAUCGGGUGUCUUGGGAAAUUUCGAAUAUGGGUUCUCAUUCCUAAGAUAUUUUUCAAUGUUAUUAUUAUUAUUAUUAUUAUUAUUAUUAUUCAGGUCACUGCCUGGAAUCGAACUCAGAAUCUUGGGAUUAGUAGCCCACGGGCAUAUGGCAUAGUGGUUAAGAACGUAGGCUACGAACCCCAAGAUUCCGAGUUCAAUUCCAGGCAGUGACCUGAAUAAUAAUGAUAAUAAUAAUAAUAAUAAUAAUAACAUUGAAAAAUACUUUAGGUUUGAAAUUUCCUCAAGACACCUGAUGAAGGCUGGAGGGUAUAUCAGCCGAAAUGUGUUAACAACAAACAAGAUGAGGACAAAUAUCCGUCAACUGUAAAUAAUGUAAAUAAUGUACAUAAUUCCUCAUCUCUUAAAUAUAGAACUGUAUUAUUUCUCAUUAGUUUUAUUAAAUAUACAAAAGCGAUAACAAGAAAAAUCACUGCUAUAUAUAUUUAAAAAACUAAAAUUACAAUCUUUAAGAUCAUAAUUUGAUGAUUAACAUCACUAGUGAUGUGUAAAGCAUAGAUGAUUAUAAUUUCUUGCGAUAACAUAUAGAUGUACCAUAAGUAAGUUAUGUUUUCAAACAUAAACAUUUUCAUGCUAUCAUGAUUAUAGAAAACUCUGUAUUUAGCAAACUGUAAAAAUAUGAUUUGAUAUUUGGUCAUUAUUUCGCUAUUUUAUUUAACUUUGUUUAGUGAAUGUGGAUGUAUAUUUAAAUUAGUUCGUUUAAUGAAUUUGGAUGUGUAUUGUUUAUCAUAUUUUUAAUAAUAAUCUUCAAAUUCCAGGCUCAUAUUCUUUCGAUGGAUUCACAACUUAUAUAAUUGCAUAUAGAUAAUAUAUAUAUGAAAGGAAAAUUUGUCUAUUUCCUUAAGUUGAAACCAAAAGAAACUCACAACAUUACAAAAUAAACUAGAUAUCUGAGAUUGAACUUCUGGAAAUCUUAGAGAAGUAAAUUCAAAAACAAUUUUUUAAAUAUGGACUUUUAAAACAAGUUAAAGAAAAUGCAUUUCAUUUUCAAAAUCUUUCUUUGUUAAAAUCAUAAACUGAAUUGUUUUCAAUAAUGGAUGUAAAAUUCUUCUGUGUUGUAAUUAAUACCAUGCAUGAAAAGAUAGGUUUAAAGGAAAUGUUGUUGAGCGGCAUCAUUAAAAUUUAGUGUAAAUUCAUGAUUUCAUUAAAAUUUCAUUAAAACAAAACAUCUGAUUCACCAAUUUUUUCCAAUCAACCUGAUACUUUUACCCAGGCUGUGAGCUAUACAUAACUCAACAUGUAUGAUGUUAACUGCCAUCUUAUGUAAUUAAGCCAUUAUAAGUUGUCUGUUGUUGUAUUAUAGAUCUUUUUUAAUUUGUAAUUAAAUUUUGUAAAUAUGGGGUGAAAUGUAAAACUAUUCUGAUUGGCAAGCUCAAUUAUGCAAUGCAGUUUUCCUUUUUUUAAUAAACUGUUUCAAAUUAUGUUGAUAAUGAUGUCAAAUAAAUAAAUCAAUAUUCUAUUUAUGUUGAGAAAAAUAAAAAAAAAUUAUGUACAAAGCUAUUUAGUGUUUUUACAUAUGAAAAGUUAAAUGCCUAUUUGGAAUUUCAUAUUGUAACAAUAUAAGAAAUUCUUGUUUAAAUAUUAAAGCCUUUGAAAGUCAGUACUAAAUAACUAUUGAUAUACACCAUCAUAUUUUUCUCUUUCACAAUAUAAUUUAUUUUUUUUAUUUUUUACAUUUUAAGUUCACUAUUUCAAUGUACAAAUUGUAAUUUUUCUCAUUAGCUGCCUUGGAAUGAUUCUAGAUAAAAUUAUAUGCAUUCAUGAAACUAAAAAUAUCCAACUUUAAAUGAGAAGCAUCUAUAUGAACAUCAUUGUUCUCUCUGAAUAAUGUAAGAAUCCCUUGGAAAUAUAAUAAAAUAUCAGUUCAUGGACAACAAAA
Messenger RNA from Octopus bimaculoides (California two-spot octopus), 19776 nucleotides. Its product is annotated as protocadherin Fat 4-like. Gene Ontology annotation, biological process: homophilic cell-cell adhesion. Lineage: Eukaryota; Metazoa; Mollusca; Cephalopoda; Octopoda; Octopodidae. Gene Ontology annotation, cellular component: plasma membrane. Gene Ontology annotation, molecular function: calcium ion binding. The record is from RefSeq and is a predicted model, not a curated record.